GGUAACUAGGUAGAACAACAAACACCACAAUAAGUAGGAAAAUGUUAGAGAAGUGCCAGUCCUGGCUUAGGCCUAAGAAACACUAGGCCUAGGCACCCAGCAGUAGCUAACAUUAAGAUGCCUGGGAAGCGCAAGUCGACUCCAAAGUGGAUGUGUGAUGAGAAACGCAAAUGUCUCUCGUGGAACAUGCUCGCAAGUGAGGAUCGACCGGCACCUAGGCCUAGCGGUAGCAACUCACAUGUGGAGAAAGAUGCCAGCCACUUUAACGAUCCAUUCUCAGUUGCUAAUAUAUCACAAGCUAAUGUUCAAAGCACUCAAAGCCACCAAGAAGAAACACUCCAUCCGCAUGAUUUAAGCUACCGCCAGUACAAAGCAUUAUGGGAUGCCGCCGAUUACAGUAUAACGAUACAUGAUAAGUCUCCAUCAAGAAGCAUAUUCGAAUUAGGAACAUUCACACUUCAACUAAGUUCACACUUAUCUGUAUGCUGCCCUCUAGAUGGUUCAUCAGUUGAGUUACCAAGAACUCUUCCAUCUCACAAUAUAUUUUCUUUAUUUGCUGUGACAUUCAAUAGAAAACGUGAAUAUCACAUUAUCUUUGAUAACCAGUCUAACGAUGAAAAUGUCAACUGCAAUGGCCCGUAUGUGUGCUUUGAUGCUCGAUUUGAAACAGAAUGCAAAGAUGCGUAUUUAGACGACUUGGAGGUUCUUUGUCGCAUUUCAAAGGGAACGCACUUCAAUGUGACAAAGGGCGUUUACUGCGCUGAGAAAUCAUCUUUAGACCUUACGGUUUGGAUUACUGAUUGUGCCUUGAAAACUCCAAAGUUUGGUGCCGAGUCGAACAAAGGUUUUCGAUAUCAGAAAAGUGUGCAGUCCGUGAUGGAAUGGCUACAGGGCAUUCCUAUUGAAGAUAUAGGAUUUGUAAAACGACAGAGACAGGACUUUGACCAGGUUUUUAGUUUUGUACGGCAAUUCCACAAGGAGGAAGAAAAACAAAGACUACCAUUAAUGGAGGGUCUUCAACACAAGAACCUUGUUCCCAGGCUGAGAGAAUACCAGAAAGAAGCGAUUCAAUGGAUGAUUGGAAAAGAGAAACUAAUAAAUGAAAAUACCAAACAAAAUAGACUACAUUGCUUAUGGAAAAAAUUGAAUUCCCAAGGCACUCCACUCUAUUACAAUGCUGUCAGUGGGAUUUUUACGCAGGUGAAGUUUCUACAACCAGAGCCAUUCCCAGGUGGAAUACUAGCAGAUGAAAUGGGGCUUGGUAAGACAGUAGAGGUCCUUGCAUUGAUAUUGAACCACAAAAGAUCCCACCAGAAUCCAACAAUAUCUGAUCCAACACAAAAUGAACCUGUUGAGUCUUGUACUGGAAACAGUCUCAAUGAUGCAAAUAAAGAUUUGUCACAGAUUGGUAUUAAGAAUCUGGAUGCAGAGCCUGAUGAAACAAACAAAAGUAACUCGGAAACAAAUCUAAGUGAUUCUGGAAAUAUGUUAAGUGAUGGAGAUUCAAAAACAGGAUGUGAAAUCAACACGACUGUAGAUACCUGUCUAUUAACUGCAGUACCCGAGAGUGGUGUAGACUUAAUCAUGAAUGGACCUCAUUUUGAGAGUGAACCUGGCAACCCAGUCUGUGGUGUUGAACCUCAGAAGUCCAGGACAUUGCAAUGUGCAUGCGGUGUUAGACAGGAUGUUUCUGAUGAGGUUGUACAGUGCAUUAGAUGUAAUAUAUGGCAGCACACCAAAUGUGUUAACUUUGAUACAAACAUCCUGGACAAAGAAGACUACUACUGUCCUCAUUGUUGGUCCUUGACGGAUGCUGUUAAAUCGUCUGCAACCUUGAUUAUCACACCAACCUCUAUAUGUCAUCAGUGGGUCGAUGAAAUCAAUCGGCAUAUCAACCUGUCAGCAAUUAAGAUGUUGAUAUAUAAGGGAGUGAAGAAAAAUGGCUAUAUUCAACCAAAAGAUUUAGCUUCAUAUGACAUUGUAAUUACAACGUAUGAUACGCUUAGCACGGAAUUGAACUACGUGGACUUGCCGCAUACUAACGACAAAACUGGACGCAAGUUACGUCAUGCUAAGCGGUACAUGGCUACUCCUAGCCCUCUGCCUUGCGUAGAAUGGUGGCGAGUGUGCCUUGAUGAAGCCCAGAUGAUAGAGUCACCAACAGCUAAGUCUGCUACAAUGGCAUUGCGCCUUAAAGCUGUUAACAGGUGGUGUGUCACAGGAACUCCUAUACAGCGUAAUAUGGAUGAUCUUUAUGGUCUUUUCUUGUUCAUUGGCAUUGAGCCCUACUGGGUGAAAUACUGGUGGGAUCAGCUUCUUUGCCGACCGUUCUAUUGUGGGAAGACACGACCCAUCCAAGAAGCGGUUGCCAAGGUGUUAUGGAGAACAUCUAAGAAAGAUGUCAUUGAUCAGAUCAAUCUUCCUCCACAAACAGAGCAGUGCCAUUGGUUAAAAUUUUCUCCGGUUGAGCAGCACUUCUAUAAGAAGCAACACAAUGACUGUAGUGGGCGUUUCAUGAAGGCAUUUAAGCACCUUAAGCAGGGAGAUCUGGAUGUUAAGCUUUGUGACGUUGACAGAGACACUGUUCAAAAGCUCCUGUUCCCUUUACUUCGUUUGAGGCAGGCCUGUUGCCAUCCACAAGCAGUUCGUGGACAAUUUGUCCCAUUACAGAAGGACUUUCUGACAAUGGAUCAACUACUAACAUCCUUACAAGAAAAGGCUAAAAUCGAGAGCGAGGAGUGUCAUCGACAGUUGGUGUGUUCCCUCAAUGGUUUGGCAGCAGUCCAUAUCAUAAAAUCUGAGGUUGCCGAAGCAGUUGAAAAGUAUCGUGAGGUGCUUCGUUCUUCAGAAGAAUUUAAGGAGAAGCUGCGUACUGAUAAACUGCAACUGUACCAUGCUAUGGUCAACUUACGUAAACUCCUGGAUACCACACCAGAGGGAGUCAAUCCUACCUUGCGAGAUCAUCAAUUGCGAGAUUUAGCCUCUGAAAUCUAUGACGGUUACAUGGCUAAAGCAUUAGUAAAAGUAAAUAGUGCUAAGGAAGGUUUGAAGCCAGUGCAAGACAAGAUCCAUGAACUAGCUUCAAAGAUUCCAGUUAGUUCUACUUGGUGGUUGGAUGCCAUUGACCUUUUUCAAAAACUAGGCAUAGACGAUGAGAUUACCAGUAGAGUGAAAGCUGAUUUGGAUGCUAAUGCAACUGCCGGUGUUAUAAGCCUAGUGAACAGAUUUAGGAACUUGCCUGGUCUUCAGUUUCUGCUUGUUCGUCAUUUGGACCUCUUGGAAGAAAAGCGUAAAGCCGUAUGUGAAGCAGUCAACAAGCUGACCUGUGACCCCAAUGAAGAGUUGCUGCAACAGUGUAUUGAGUGUCACUUGAGGCCCUUUAAUGGAGAAGAACAACAAACUUGCCCCUUUUGUGAAGCACAUAAACUGUUCACUGAAUAUGAAGUCCAACUCUUUGCCUUUAAUUCUUCUAUUGAAGACUUAAGUAUACUGCCAUCAACUGGGCCAAAGAGACCACAGGGUACAUGGGCCAUGAGUGAGAUUGAGCGAAUACUUCGUACUUUGCUUUCAUGUUGUAAGAAUGUUAAUUUAGAUGAUGAUGAUGGACUUGUAGAAAGUGGAACUGUUCAUGUUCAAAUGCUGGAGACAUACAGGAAAGAAUUCAAGUUGGUGCGUGUUGUAUGGAUGACACUUCGUGAACGUGUUGCUGCCAUGGAUGAGUUAGAGAUGGCCACAAUGCGCCUCCGGAUACGGUUACCAUGGGAACCAGUUGACCCAUCGACAGAGAAUUAUGUAAUUGAACCAGGGCAGGUCGAACAACAGCGCUUCAAACUGCUGAAUGAUUACGCUCUUGCCAACAAUGAGUUACGUAGAAAACUAAGCCAGCAGCUGUACCUCAGUAACUUAGCAACAUCAGACUACAGUAAACAAGGAGGGGAAAACCCAGAACCAUGUCCUGUAUGUGUUAAUUCUCUGGGUUGCCAGUGGACUGUGUUACAAUGUGGCCAUUGCUUCUGCCAUGAAUGUAUGGCUGUUCUUAUCAAAGGCUACUCGUCUGUCGGUCGACGCAAGUCCCUCAGGUGCCCUACAUGCAGAACAUCUACUUACGUGGAAGACAUAUCAUAUGUCAGCACGCAGUUGAGUGCGCAAGAUCUUGAAGAAAAUGGUGUGAGAGUUAGGGGUGGACAUUCAACCAAAGUGGAAGCAGUUAUAAGAACAUUACUGAAUAUUCAGAUGAAGGAACCUGGGGUCAAGUCUAUUGUAUUCUCUACGUGGACAGAUGUGUUAGAAGUAAUAGCCCGUGGUCUCCGUGACAACAACAUUGAAUAUCGCUCAAUCCAAUAUGGUGGACAUCCACGAUUCCAGGCAAAACUUAUGGAUUUCAAACACGAUGAGAAAGUAACAACUCUACUUCUUCCCGUCCAAUCAGGAGCCAAAGGACUAAAUAUAAUUGAAGCAACUCACGUCUUGUUGGUUGAACCAAUUUUAAAUGUAGCUAAUGAGCUUCAAGCUAUUGGAAGAGUUCAUCGUAUUGGACAAACUAAGCCAACCGUUGUGCAUCGUUUCUUGAUACAGAAUACGAUAGAAGAGCGUAUACAAGCGAUGUUGCAAACAACAUAUAACAGCACAUCUGUGGAUUCAACUGAAUUGGAACUAGGAGGCUUAAGUCUGCAUGAUUUGGAAGACAUUUUUUCUGAGAUACACAUUGAUCAGCAGUCAAAUUACCACAAAUCAACAGCAUCACUCGGUAGACCAGACGACGCUAGCUCCUCAUUUGGUGGACCGGAUAAAGUUGGAUCAUCUUUCGGUAGACCAGACGAAGUUGGCUCCUCAUCUGUUGUUAAAUUAGAUGAUGUCCCAUCAACAUCAACAGACCCCUAAUCCGGCCUAUCCGGUGUACCUGGCUCUUCUUGAACACUUUCUGUUACUUUCCUUUCCAACCGAUAUUUUUGAUAUUUUGUUUACUAACUCAUAAAAGUGAGGAAAGGUUGAAAUGCCACCUUAAUCAGCAAUUUGUAUUUAUUUAUUUUAUACAUAAGUAUACAGUUUAUGUGUAUGGACACAUAAACAUUUUUUCGUCCUUUUUAAAACAAUUUUAUAAAAUUAUAAAAUGUAAUAAACUAAGGAAAUGCAUGCGAGAAGAUAGUUUUAAAGCAUUUGAAUAUGAUAGUGAUGAAAGUAGCUAAGUUAGAAGCCAGACAAUGGCAGGAAAACAUGGGGAUUGCAAUCUGAAAGUAAAUGUUGAUAUUAAUAUAAUUAUGUUAAAUCUAUUUAUUGAAAGUGAGGAAAGAUAUAAGAAAGGAUGAUUUUUAAUGAUUGUAAUAUAAUAAUAAUAAUUUGCAUAUUCCAGUGUAUUACAUAUCAAGUUAGGCUCUUUUUUUUAAAUAUUAGUGCAGGUUUUUGAGGGAUUUGGUAAGCUGGGCACUCCCUGUGACGGUCAUCGGCUGACGCAAUUCUAUGUAGAACGCAACGCGACAACGCAUGCGCAGCGGAUCGUUUUUAAUGACGAUCCAUUCAGACUGCUGACAGUCGGCAGGCGGUGUUGUGUUGCCUAGCGCUCAAAUAGCGGAGUUGGGUCGUCGUACAUCGCAGUGAGUGCCCUGCAUAAGUAAUCUAUUUCCUAAGUUUUAUUGCUUUAGUUUGACUUAUUAUACAGUUAUUAGAAAAAAAAUAAAGAAAAUCCCACAUCAAAGGAUAAGAAAACAUUAAUCUCAACCUCAAUUUCUAAUAUUGAGAAAUAAAUUAGGAAAGAUGAUUUUUAAUGAUUUUACUUAUGAUGAUAUAAAUAGCCAUGUUAGGAAUGACCAGUAACAAGACAAAUUAGAGAAGCAUUUUGCAACUUUUCAUGUUAUUUAUCGCAUGUUGAUAAAUAUAGUUUGCAUUUAUUUACAUACAGUAUUUGCAUAUUUGAUAAAAAUUUUCAAAACUUUGCCUGUACCUCUUUUUACUUUAAUUUUCUAGCAGUGUUGUAUCUAGGACUCUUGCUUGAAAUGGAGGAGUUGAUUGGGAGUGGAGUGGGGCUCGAUGAUUUGAUCAUAAUAAUCUUAAUAACUGAAGGGAUGUUAAGUUGCAAAAUUUGGUUAUAUGAGGAUUUUUUUGCUUUAAAACUUUCAGUGGGGGUCUGGGGGAAGAGCUAUUUUCAGGAAGGGGGGGGGGAGGGACGUGUACACACAAACCCUAGAUACGGCACUGUAUUCUAGUUGAAGUUAGUUAUAUAGUUUAUUUUGAGUUUAAUAGUUGUACUGUUUUGUUAUAGUUUAUUAGUGAAAAUUUAGAACAAUCAUAAAGACAUUCCCACAUUCAAGAACAUGGAAACUUCAAUAUAUUUUAGUGUUAGGUUUUUUACUGAAUAGUAACAAGAGACAAUUGUUGACCAAUUGUAGAUGGGUAAAUCUUUUACUCUAUUUUGUUAGUAGUUGACCAGGCUAAACUGAAAACUGCCCGUAUUCCUCCAAUCAGAUCUUGCCUCGAAAGUAAUACUAGAACCAUCCAUACAGCAAUGGCCUAAAGUUCCUCACUCUCUAAUUGCCAUUAGACGGUGAAAGGUUAAUCGCAAUACAUGCAUAUAUACUAAGUACAGUACCUCAAUUAUCAAGAUAUUGAUAAUUCAGAAAGGGAUAUUAAAAUGAUUUUUACAGAUUCUUAUCAUUGGGUAAAUUAUUAUUUUGUAGUGUUUUCAAACACUACAAAUUGUCAAUAUGAAGAAAUAAAUGAACUUAAAAAUACUA
Molecule: messenger RNA, 6728 nt
Organism: Anneissia japonica
Lineage: Eukaryota; Metazoa; Echinodermata; Crinoidea; Comatulida; Comatulidae
Product: E3 ubiquitin-protein ligase SHPRH-like
Exons: 26
Coding region: 118-4881 (1587 amino acids)
Biological process (GO): DNA damage response; protein polyubiquitination
Cellular component (GO): nucleus
Molecular function (GO): ATP-dependent chromatin remodeler activity; ubiquitin protein ligase activity; ATP binding
Source: RefSeq, a predicted model, not a curated record